Molecule: messenger RNA, 7239 nt
Organism: Notodromas monacha
Lineage: Eukaryota; Metazoa; Arthropoda; Ostracoda; Podocopida; Cyprididae
Source: the annotation of a GenBank genome assembly
GUGUCGGUCUUAUUCUCACCUGGAUGUGGGGUCGAAUAUGUACUGUGUUGAGGGUUUUCAUGGCCUAAUGUGUUCUCGAUGCAUUUGCGUAAAUGAAGUUGUAUAGUUCAUCUCGUAAACUUGAAAAAUGCGUGUGCUACAGGCGUUUACGUUUGAGUAGAAUUUUAGCAUUUAUUCCGAUUAAACGGUACUUCGUGAUUGAAGAGAAAGAAUAGAUGCCAGAAUUAUCGCGUGAACGAGUUAUUCAGACGCUGGAUUCAGUCUAUGUGCCCACAAGUCAUCAUUCGAACGGAAUGCACUGCGCGAUGUUCCGAGCUUGAAACGUCUGACGGACGAUGUUCAACUUUCACCGGGACGCUGUUCGGAUCCAAGUUCAGUGACUACGCGUUGAGCUACUUGGCCGUCGACGAUGUUGGCGAACAAACUUAUUUACCUUUGCUCAGCGACUGGGACUUGGAGGCGGCAUUUACGUCGGCAUCCGAACCUUGCUUGCACCUCAUCCUGAAUGCAAGGCCCAAUCAUGACGACGAGCGACGCAACGAAGCCCUGGCGAUCAACUCGGCAGAAUGGGACGUGGUCCAUUCAGCUGAACUUCCACAGCCCGUAGCUGAAGUAACCACUUUGAAAGGUCAAGAUUUCCUGAAUGCCAGCAUCGGAGUUCCGGCCAGCGAAGACGCCUUCCUCAAACCAAACAAGCUGCAUGGCAUCAUAAAAACUAAAGUUGAGAGAACGUACAAUAACAUUCUUCAAGGCCUCAACAAAGCCUUCAGCUUCGUAGAACUAGAUCCCAUGACCGUCGGCGGAAUCUCUGUGAAAAACCCCGUGAACGACGCUGAGUUUCAUUCCUUCCUCGAUGCCGUUGGAUGUCUGGUGAAGCCGAAAGAGCUCAGAACCGCAGUUUUUCGCGGCGGAAUUGAACCCUCGUUGCGCAAGGUAGUUUGGAAGCAUAUCUUGAACAUUUACCCCCCGGGCAUGACUGGUAGAGAGCGAAUGGUUUAUGUGAAGAACCUAUGCGCUCAGUAUGAGAUGCUCAAGGCCGAGUGGAUCACUAGUGCUAGUUUCGCUGCCGCAGCUGCGACUCCGCCAUGCAUAGAAACCCGAAACUCGUAUGAAAGAAUCGUCCGCAUAGCAAACAUGGUCCGGAAGGACGUGUUGAGAACUGAUCGAACCCUGGAUUUCUUUGCCGGCGACGACGAAAACCCGAAUACUACGUCUUUGUUUAAUCUCUUGACGACGUAUGCGUUGCAUCAUGCAUCCGUGGGGUAUUGCCAGGGAAUGUCUGACAUUGCUGCCCCGUUGCUGUUUGUCAUGCGCGACGAAGCCCAAGCUUAUGUGUGUUUCUGCGCGCUCAUGCGUAGAAUGAAGCCAAAUUUUCAGUUGGACGGCGUUCAAAUGGCGCAGUUGUUUACCCAACUGGCGAAGGCCGUCGGAGUCUACGACCCCAGGUUUUAUCAGUAUUUGUGUGAUCAGCAGGCCGAUGAUCUGUUGUUCUGUUACCGUUGGCUUCUGCUGGAGCUGAAGCGGGAGUUUUGCUUCGAAGAUGCUUUGAGGAUGCUGGAGGUUUCCUGGAGCAGCGUGAAGCCCUGUGAAGAACCGUUGGUGUUGCGUGAAGACGCGUUUGAUGGUGAUGUUAAACCGGCGGAAGUGAAGACUACGGCUUAUGCAAGAGUUAGAGCGAUGAGGAGACAAAGCACUUUUCAAGGAACUGGUGGUGGUUGUGGUUCUGCACCAACGAGAGCGAGGUUUAUUCCACCGCCGCCGCCUCCGUCGCAGAAUUUUGAUUCGUCUCUCGAGAUUUUGGCCACUGGAGAGUUUGAGUGUGUGGGUACUGCGAAUGGGCCAGUCAGCGUUUCCUCCACCCCGGAAAUUAUUUCGUCGUCUGAAGUUCAGAUUAGUUAUUCCCCUUAUGAGAUCAUUGAUACUCCGCCGCCGGAAGAAAGCCAGACUUCAAAAACUUCGGAGUCUUUAGGUGAAUCCUCGCAAACUCUGACGGAAGAUACGAGGAGCUGUGAAGAAGACAGGACCCAGAUUUGCGGAUCGGACAAGGCCGGCCCGAGCAACGAAGACGAGAAGCGCGUCAAGAGCUUCAAAGAGUUCCUGAAUCUCACCUCGAAGGAAUCUUCUUCGUCUUCACGUGGCUACGAAGGAUCUGCCGAGUCGUCGUGGAGCGCCGCAGCCGGCGACUGCAAAGCGGACCUAAAGCAAGAAGAAAACAGCAAUCCGUCCUCGUCUUCGGACUCUGGCCUCGACGAAGACGACCGAGCGGCGCUUUUCGGCAACAACUCUUGCGAAGAAGUCACGGAAAGCACCAAGAUGAUUGCCGCCCCGCCUUUGCUACCCGGCCCGGACGAACUCGGUUGCGGGCAUCCGUUUUUGAUAUUCCUGAGUGUGACACUGCUGAUUCAACACCGCGAAGUGGUGAUGAAGCGAGGGAUGGACUAUAAUGAGCUUGCCAUGUACUUUGACAAAAUGGUGCGGAGGCAUAAUUUAGAUGAAAUAUUCUUGGUUUUGCUGGAUGGGUCGGACAGUAUUGUGAUGGAUGCUGCGACUAGUGGAAAAAGGCGCAGCGCAACAAAGUCAUUGAGUCAAACGGAUGAGCCCCGUGCAUUGCCAAGAGUCACUCGUUCAAGAGCUGCUUCUGGGAAAGGGCCGGACCCAGUGUUCGAUUCUCCGUACACUUUGCGGAUCCGAACCCGUUCCCGAACCCCAUCUCUCACCGGUUCUCCGAAAUCACUGCAAAAGAAGCAAGUUGUAGUUUCAUCGCAAAAUUCCUUAGCUGCCAUCUCUGAGAAUGAGGAGAAUAAUCGUCAAAUUCACUCGGACAAGAUCGAGCAGUUUCCUUCGAAUUCCGCAUCUCCUUCCGCUGCCAUUUACGAAUUCGAAGAUGAAGACGAAGACCCUGGAAAGAAUGAAUCGGAAAAGGCCUCGGGGGUUGUGAUGGACAGUGAUUCAAGUCGUCCUUCAUCCGCUGUACUUUCCAACGACCAGAUGGAACACGAAGUUCGCGAAGUCAUUGGAGAUGAGGAAAUUCCCGAGGAUCUCUCGUCCGACGAGGAGAACGGUGUGUUUGUCAAGCAUGAAGCAAUGGAUGAUGACCUUGUCAUGUAUUCUGAUGAGGAGGAUGUGAGCGACGAGGAAGAGCCUGGUCAAUCGGACGAAGACUUCAUUGCCCCUGAAACCGAUGAUGAAGCAGGAUCAGGCCAUGAUGAUGAUGAAUCUGAUCAUGCUGAAGGCGAAGAUUUUCCUGUUGAUCCUUUAGAUUCCAGCAACGGCUCUCGCACCCAACAAAAUUCGAAGAUCAGGCUAUCGAAGAGUCGAAAGUCGAACGGUAUCCAUUUUGAAAUCUGUGACGAAAGCUCGAAUUUCCCUAAGAAAUCGGGCAACGGAAGAGAUCCUCUAGGAUCAAGUGAUGAUGACGAGAUUGAACAUCAAUCAUAUGAUCGAAGCCCGUCGAAAAAAAGCGCCACUGUCAAUGGAAUCCCGGAGAAGCCGUCGAAAAUCCUGAUAGAUCAUAACGAGAAUUUUCAAAUUCCGCCUCGGAAAAGUAGCGGCAUUCUGGAAGCUACUUUCACGACCGAAACGUUGAAAUCUACUCCUGAUUCUCCUGGAAAGACACUGAGAGAAAGCGCGUUGAAGUCUCAAGUCGGAUCACCGAGGAAGAGUCAAAAAUUUGAUUGUGAUGAGGAUGAGAUCCCGACGCAAAUAUUAUCUAAUCAGAAAACAAACAACGAUUCUGAUGCCGCCAGCUCUGAUGAAGAAGCUUCCGUAGUCAAGGAAAAUGUGCCAAAUGGCUACGGUUCAUCAAAAAUUGCAGGAAAGGAGGACGGAAAAUCGGGUCGUUGUUUGGACGUCAGCAACGAUGACCACGUCGAGAAGCAAAUCUCAAAUGGUUGUGAUUCACCUAAAAUUUCCCCAACCAAACUUGGUCAUCCUGUUGACGUAUUGCCAAAAUUGGCGUCGGAAGAUUCAUUUUCGGAAGAAGAAGAUGAUGAUGUUGAUGAUAUUAUUGAAGACGACUCAAAUGGAAGAUCAAAUGACGAGCCGAUUCAGCCAGCGGAAGAAGUUUCAUCUGCAUCGCGAUCAACGAUUGUUUUUCCGGAGUGUGUGGUGAAAAUUGAAGUGCUGUCUGAAAAAUCGAAGCGUUGGCAAGACGAGGAAAUUUCAAACGAGGUGAGAAGUGUGGAAGCAAAGCUCAUGGAAGAAAACGAGUGCGUUGAACUUGAUGAUUCGUCUGCCGAAGAGACUGACGUUUUUCAAUCAAAACAAAAUUUGGCUCAUGAUUCAUCUGACGACGACGAUGAUGAUGAAAUAAAGAACCUGUCUUAUCCAAAGAUGGGUUCUGCCAGGAAGAGCUUGGGCCCAAAAGAGCGUUAUGAAGUUGACAGUGAUACCAGCAAUUCGCUCGCUGAAGAAAUGGAGAAGCACUCGAGUUUCAAUUCUGAGCAAAUGCCUGCGAGAAAAUCAAAUUCUCCGCAAGAUCACGAGAAGAGAUUGUCUUCUGAUGCCCGGAAACGAUCUGUUGUGAAAGCAAAUAAUUCCGCAACGUUGGAAAAUCAACCAGCAGCGCGUGACAAUUUGGGAGCAAUUAAUUCGGAAACUGCCGGAGACUGUGAAGAAAUUCAAGAAAUGGAAGUCGAUUCGAUGAAAGAAGACCUGGCCGAACCAAAUGCCUGUGUUGAACUCAACGAGAGCUUGGAGCAGCCUUCAUUGAAUAAUGGAGGUAAGGGACCAUCCGGUGAAGUUCAGUCGUCUGUUGUGAUCGUCGAACUCGCAACGGUUGCCCCAGAAGCUGAUCAGCAUGAAGAUUCCAAUGCGGAAGAGCCUAUUAUUGAAGCUCCUGUGGAGUCCGACAAAGGAUCUGUGGAUGCAAAUAUUCCUGAGGGCAUCGACGACGACAGCCAAUGGACAGAAUACGAUUCACCUAAAGAUGCCGAACCUCCGCGAAGAAUGCUCGGCUUGACAAAAACUGAGCGCCGAAAGCUUCUCGAACAUGUGAUGCGCAAUUCGAAGGACUUCCGGAAGAAGACGCCGAGUCCGGACAUCGUUCUACCGCCUUCUGUGGAAGUUGGUCAUCCGGAAGUGACAAAUUCGGGUGGAACUUCCGCGGAAAACUUUGCAGGUUCAUCCGACGUCGUCAACGUGGAGUCGGAUAAUGCGAAUACGUCCAAAAUGCCGAAAGCCUCGAUCAUUCAAUCUUUUGAAGAACGAAGAGCUCGUCUAUGUCGCGAAAUCCGGAUUACAAUGGCUCGCUUGCAAUUGUUGUACGAUGACGUCUUCGGAUUAUUUGGCGAGGAAGUUGAAGAAACGCGUCCACAAUUCCUUCAGCGAUCCAAAACAACUCUACCUAGCUUUGGUGACGACCGUUUUUCCCAGAAAAACUUAAAAUCCAUGCCCAAGAAGAAACUCAAGCGGCUCCAGAACGACUCCGUCAAAAGAGUGACUUUCGGAAAAGAGAAAAAUCGAGUAAAGAAGGCCAAAAAACAUCAGUCCUCUUCCGAAGAUGUCGAGGAAAUACCAAUGUCGAUUGUAGAGGAGGAACCAGAUUCUAUCGAGCCUUCGCAAUUUUCUCAAAAUCCGAAGAAGAAAAGAAAGAACAAAUUGAAGCUUGUUGAGGAAAAUGUGGAACCUUUGGAAACUGUGGAAGAAAUUCCAGUUUCCGAUGCAGAUUUUAGCGUUAAAAAGAAGAAGAAAAAGAAACAGCCGGAAAAAGCACUGGAAAUCGUUCUAGACCCCGAAGAUUCGCAUCCUCACAAAAGUGAUUCCCUUUCCAAGAAAAAAAAGAAGACCAAGUCGGUGUCUUCGGAUGUCGCAUUGUCUGAUGAACCACUUCACGUGGAAGAAGUGGAAGUUUUAGACCUUGUUACACGUCGGAAGAAGAAAAAGAAGAAACCCUUGCAAGUAGCUGAAGCUGAGGCUUUUGUCGAAGAAAAUCCAGUGCCUUCAGCUGUUCCGGAAAAGAAGAGGAAAAGACCCGCCUCUGAAGCUGAUGUUGAAUGCGAAAUCGUGUUUCAAAAGAAACCGAAAAAGCUUAAGAAUCGUGAAAUUCCCGAAUCUGAAGGAAAGCAAAUGUCUCUCAUGGGAAAAAUGAAGCUGAUUCUGCAGUCCUCAAAUGAAUUCAAGCCCCUUAAGAAGCAGCGGAAGAAGAACCAAACAGAAACUGCGGAUUCGGAAGAUGUCAUUCAAGAAUCUACGGAAAAGCUCAAGAAACGAAAGAAGCGUGUGCCACUGGUGGAAGAAGUUGUCGCUGAUGAUUUUCCUGCAUUUCAGAGCGAACAGGAGCCGCUGCACCCAGCAGCUCUUGAUUUUUCGGAAUCUCAAGAACUUCUCGAAACCAAGAAGAAGAAGAAGAAGAAAAAAAAGAAAGCCGAACUUCUUGUCGAAGUCGAGUCAACAGAGUAUGUUGAAAACGUCGCGGACAACUUGCAAUUGAAUAUAACUGCUGAAGAAGGCAUUGAUUCUCUUCCCGAAAAGAAGAAGAAGAAGAAGAAAAAGAAACAGCAUCUAGAAGAUGUUGUCUGCGAAAAUGAAGAAAGCGCUUUUUCGUAUCAAAUUGACACUGGUGAUAAAUCCGACAGUGAUGUAUGGUAUUCGUCUGGAACGUCGCGCGAGAAGUGUCGAAAGGAGCGUCAUUUUCCGCAUCAACCCCUGGCGUCGUCGAGCCGUUUUCUGACAUCCUCUGAAGAGAGAAGUGCUUCCCCGAAACGCAAAAACUCCGAAGAAAUUUCUGCAGAUGUCGUCGAGAAGCGUAAGAAACCCAAGAAACAGCCUACUGCGGUGCCUGAUAUUGACGCUGGUGCAAAUGCUCAGAAUCAAGAGAAGACUCCAGAGAAGCUCACGAAAAAACGCAAGAAAUUCGCUGCUAUUCAGUCAGUUGUCUCAGAUGAUCUUUUGAACAAGAAAAAAAAUGCUGCAACCAAUUCUGCGAAAGUUGGCGAAUUUGUAUCUUUGUCGCUGGUAAAAAAUCGGGGGGCUGAAGAAAAGGAACCGAAACGCAAAGGACAGCUUUCGCGGGCCGAAAGCGGGAAUGAGGCGAUCCCUGAGAAAAGACCGAAGAAGCGAAAGUUCUGUCCGGAUUUAAGCCAGGAAACAGCCGGCAAAGCCAAAUUGCGUAAGAAGUCGAAGACUCCGAUUCAGGAGGACAAGGAUGAGGAGCCCCUGUGGGACCCUGUGGCAUCGCCAAGUUUAAUGCCGUCAAUUGCUGCCCAAAAAUUGAAGAAGAAGAAGAAGAAGAAAUUCUAG